UGCAAUACAAAAUUUUAUUUGUGACAAAUGUAAACAAGGCGCUUGCGUUAGUUUUUAAAUUAAUUUGAAUUUUAUGUUAGGGAACGAAUAAAAUCUAGAUUUAAAGAGAGAAACUAGUUAUUUAAAAUGAACACACCCGGUCUUAGUAUAUUCCAAGGUGGUGACACUAUGAAAGUGAAUACCACAUUAGAACGUCAAGAGGAAGAGGAGGCGCUGGAGGAUCAAAGACGACGAAAUGUGGAGCUUGGAAAUUUGUUGCAAAAUGCGUUCGAUGACUUGGAAGAUUGUGAAUCUACUGUGGACUCGACUUGCAAUUACCAAUCUGAUAUAAUUGAUACUAAUAAGGCAAUACAGCAUCAUGAUAAUCUUCACUUUGCCGCCCAGAAUAAUAACAAUAAUAUCGAUCAUCAAACCUGUGAAGCCCAAAUAUAUCGCUUAAAGACAAUGUUAGAGUCAAAAACUCAUGAAGUAGAAAAUAUCAAUAAAAUUGCUAAUGAAGAAAUAAAAAAGUGUGACGAAAUGCAGAAGCGUUUAAUAAUAACUGAAGCAGAAUUAUCGCACUCUCUUUCUGCAAAAGAAAGCACGUAUGAGUUAUUAGUGGAGAGCAAGGAAAAAUGCUCCAAUUUAGAAAAUACAAUUGAGAAAAUCAAGUCUGAAAAAAGAUCUUUAGAAAAUGAGAAUCAAGCCUUGCUGGGAAAAUUAGAAACAUCACAGGCUAUAUUAUCAGAUCUACAACAAAAGUUCGACAUGGUGGAACGCGAUGUGUUUAGAAAACACGAUAGGAGUGCUGAGCAGAGGCGUAAGCAAUGGGAAGAACGACAGCGCGCAGAAAAUGAACUGAUACUGCAACAAAUGGAGCAGUUGAAAAGUAAAUUGGAGAAAAAGUCAAAUGAUUUGGAAUGUAUGACAACGCGUUAUAAUGCAUUACAAAGUAGCAAUGAAGCGAUGUUGGUGGAUAAAGCCAGCAAAAUAAAUGAUUUAACUAAUGCACUCAGUGAGGCGCAGCGUAAGUGUGAGGAGCUUUUAACAAAGCCAGAUUAUUUGCAGGAAAAUAUACGCUUACAGAAGUUAGUAACUAAUCUUGAAGAUCAAAUACAAUCAAUGGAGAAAACUAUUGGCACAUUACGUGAACGUUUAGACUUUACUUCAGCAGAAUUGGACGUUAUGGAUAGCGUUUUACAGCAGCACAAUCUUGAAGAUAGUAUGCAUAACAGGCUUAGUCCAACACGUAUGAAAACGAUUAGCACACCACUUACCACAAUGGAUCGAGUACAAAAUCUUAAAGACGAACUGUAUCGUGCUUUGUCAAAUGUGAAAAGUAAGCGGGAAGAAAUACGUAGGCUUACAAAAUGUUUGGAAGAUAAAAAUGCAGAAUUAGAUAAAUAUAGAACUAAAGAAAAUGCUGCACUUGUCGAAAUCACAACCUUGAAAGAACAGAGAUGCAAACUGCACAAUCAAGUAUUAAUGCUGGAAGAAGAAUGUAAACAAUUGGCCAGCAGUUCGUUAGAUAAGACUUAUAAUAAUACGAAAAUUAAAGAACUCAACCAAGAGUUAUUGCAGUUGAAAGAGGAAAAAAUGUGCUUAACGCAACAACAUAAUGAACUAGAACGUGUACGAAGCAACAAUGAAAAAGAGCGUCAAAAACUGGACGCAAAGUUAAAGAAUGUACAAGUUGACUUGGAAGAGCUGAAACAAGAAUACGAUAGUCUUAAAGCAAAUUACGAGCUGUUGGUUGCGGAAAAUAAAAAAUUACAUACUCGCGCAAUUGCUGACAAUGCGCUCCAACUUGAGCUGGAGAAACAGAAAUUUUUACUCAAGGAUGCGCAAUCCGAGUGUGAUCGUUUAAAAAAACUAUACUUGGAGAUAGCGAAUUCUAAAGAUGAGCUGUCAUUUGAGGUCGAAAAAAUGCGGAAAAUGAACAGUGCUAAGGAAUUAAAUGAAGAGCGUGAAAAGACUGCUUCUCUACAAAAAGCAUUACAGUUAACGGAAAUGAAAUCGUCGGAACUGGCCAAAAUCUUAGAAACCGAAAAAGUAUGCCACGAACGAGAAAUGAAAGCGUUAAAGCAAAAAAUUGAAAAAGAACUCACAAACCGCUUUAAGAGUGCCAAGGAAAGCUCGAACAACUGCACAAAGUGUAUUGAUCUGAUGACAGAAGUUACCAAGCAUGAAAUUGCGAAUCUAAAACUAACCAGCACUAAUUCAGAAAAAAAUGAAGAGAUUAUCAAACUUAAUGCAGAGCUUGAGAACACCAAAAUACUUGUGGCUGAACUUACUGAGAAAAUGAAGCUAAGCGAACAGCAGGAAAUACUGAUAAAAGAACUUAAAACAAAGGCACAAAAAUUCGAAGAUUAUAUAAAAAGUCACAGCAGUAGCUCGGAACAUAGUACUACCAAAGAACACGUGUCCAGCGAUAAAAGCGUUUCUACAACACCAGAAUUGAUGAAGAAUGAAGUACAAAAGAUCGAAUCCCGUAUUAGAGAAGAAAUGGCUAAAAUUUUUGCAGUGGAAAUUAAACGUGUCCAACUAAAACUACAACAAAAUGAGGAAAAAUGUCUAUGUUUGCAGCGUGAGUAUCAGCAUGUACUCAAUAAUUUACAACAAAGCCAGAACGAGGUGGAACUAUUGAAACAUGCUAUAUUAACUGAACGUGAAGAAACCGUCAAACACAUAUCUCAGAAGGAUGAAGCAAUCAAGGAAUUAGAAAAGAAACAAAAAACACUGCUAAAAAGUAUUCGUGAAGAAUUGAACCACAAGAAUAAGGAAAUAGAUAAUGCAACGUCGGAACUACAUAAAAGACAGUCGCAAAUAGAAGCAGAACGUCAAUCUAUGAAACUAGUAAUGGCGCAAUGGGAAGCUCAUCGUGACAAAGCAAAUGCUGAAGAAAUUAACUGGAAGAAGAAAUUUGAGGAUUUGAAACAUGAUUUCGAAGAGGCGACUGGAAUUUUACAAAAAAACUACAAUUCAGCAAAGCGAACCAUAAACAAUUAUAAGCGUUAUAACGAAGAUAAGGAUGAGUUCUAUAAAAGUGAAUUAGUGCGGUUGAAGAAUGAAUAUACUGAUAAGCUAGCAAAGGUUAGUGCAGGUGUAUCUGAAUUCAUUAAGAAGAAUGAAGAAAAGCAAAUACAACAGUCACAAUAAUGAAUCGAAAUGAGACUAAUAACGGGAGAGGUGUUCAUAGAAAUAAAAAAGAAAUGGAAAGAAAUGUAAUAUUUUAAGAGACAAAUGGAUAUUAACCUGGUGUUAUUAUCUUUGUAUUUCAAUAUAUACUUUUUAUAAAUAUUUUUUAAAAAU
This is a messenger RNA of Teleopsis dalmanni, 3291 nucleotides long. It is a transcript of the gene asl, whose product is annotated as intracellular protein transport protein USO1. The transcript is spliced from 6 exons. The record is from RefSeq and is a predicted model, not a curated record. The coding region runs from base 127 to 3138 and encodes 1003 amino acids. Lineage: Eukaryota; Metazoa; Arthropoda; Insecta; Diptera; Diopsidae.